Molecule: messenger RNA, 1797 nt
Organism: Talaromyces atroroseus
Lineage: Eukaryota; Fungi; Ascomycota; Eurotiomycetes; Eurotiales; Trichocomaceae
Exons: 1
Coding region: 1-1797 (598 amino acids)
Biological process (GO): protein phosphorylation
Molecular function (GO): protein serine/threonine kinase activity; ATP binding
Source: RefSeq, a predicted model, not a curated record
AUGUUCGACACAUCCUCCCGGUCUUCCGCCCAGCGUUUGGCGGACCAAAUGGAACAGCUGAACGAAGGCCCUGUGCCCAAUUGUGUGAUGGAAGAUUUGUCAGUAGGCGAUGUUUUCAGCUCUCAGAUGGAAAUUGAACCGGAGAUGGAAGUUCCCAGAAAUGGCUCUUCUCAAAUCAUGCCACAUGAAAAUCCAGAACUGCAAGCCGAAACAACGAACCGUACCGACCUCCCUCCAACCGGAGCUCAUGUUUUGCAGUUGCAUGAAAAAGCCGCGAACCACAGAAAGAAGAAGAAGAAGGUAAAGCGUGUGGCGGAUGUGGAGAUUGGACAUGGCAAUCCGGCCUUAUCAACAGUUCGAGGGUUCGCUCCUAUGGCUUCUGGCGAUGAGGAUUCCGACAUUUCUACUGCUGGCUCUCGAGCCAUGUCGCCGCAACUGAAUGCUAUUCCUACCUCUAAUGCGCCCAACGGAAUUAGCGCUCUCAAAUUGCAGCUUGAUGCUCUGAAUAUAUCUGAAGGUCAACCCUCACGGACCAGUCACCCCGGCGGAUCUGUUACUUCGAGUAAUGCUAGCGUCGCGUCUGAUAGCGACCGAACUGAGGUUAUGACUAGCUACGAGGUCGCUCUCGAACACGAUUUUGUCAGUGAGGAGGCGGUAGCUGAGGAGAAGCUCUCCACUAGUAAUGGAAACAAUCUACAGAAUGAGCUGUGCAGGAAAAUGACUGGGCGUGACUUUGAGCAAUUAAUGUGCCUUGGAAAGGGUACUUUCGGGACCGUUUUACUAGUACGCCAUAAGCCAACUGGGCGCCUUUAUGCCCAGAAACAGUUUCGCAAGGCUUCCAUCACUGUACACAGGAAAUUGGUGGAGCAGACAAAGACAGAGCGGAUGAUCCUUGAAAGUGUCAAUCGUCAUCCAUUUGUGGUCAAGCUCUACUACGCUUUUCAGGAUCACGAGAAGCUAUACCUCAUCCUUGAGUAUGCUCAGGGCGGCGAGUUGUUCACUCACCUUGCGGCCGAGAGGAUGUUUAGCGAGGAUGUUGCCGCUUUCUACAUGGCUGAGAUGGUGCUCGCAUUGGAACAUCUGCAUCAGAAUGUCGGGGUUGUCUACCGAGAUCUGAAACCAGAGAACUGUUUGCUCGAUUCCGAAGGCCAUCUUCUCCUCACAGAUUUUGGACUGAGCAAGGUUGCAGUCAGUGAUGACGACCGUUGUAACUCGUCUCUAGGCACUAUCGAGUACAUGGCCCCUGAAGUUAUCCAGCGCAAACCUUAUGGUAAAGCCUGUGACUGGUGGUCUCUCGGAGCCCUGGGAUAUGACUUGUUGACCGGUUCACCGCCAUUCAAAGCCAACAAUCAUGCCAAAAUCCAGGAAAAGAUUGUUCGACAGAAACUCGCGUUACCUUACUACCUCGGACCGGAUGCAAAGGACCUGCUAAUCCGGUUACUUCGCAAGGAGCCACACAAGCGAUUGGGCUAUCACAUGCCCAAGGACUUGGAUACCAUUAAGAAACAUCGCUUUUUCCGUAAGAUCGAUUGGAAGGCGCUUGCUCGGCGCGAGCUGGAGGCACCGAUUCAACCUCUCAUCACCGAUCCUGCUCUUGCAGAGAACUUUUCCACUGAUUUCACGGGUCUGGCGCUGAGUCCUGCUUCAACCGAUGAGGACCACAUUGGAGAUAUGCUCAAGAAUGUUGGUCUCUCUACCGAGACCAGCGGCGCCUUGAACGAAGCCGACCCUUUCCACGGCUUCAGCUUUGUUGCAUCAAGCAGUCUUCUGAACAGCGGAUUUGGAGUCGCCACAUGA